This is a messenger RNA of Meriones unguiculatus (Mongolian gerbil), 1929 nucleotides long. It is a transcript of the gene Rbpms2, whose product is annotated as RNA binding protein, mRNA processing factor 2. Gene Ontology annotation, molecular function: mRNA binding; protein homodimerization activity. The coding region runs from base 256 to 867 and encodes 203 amino acids. The record is from RefSeq and is a predicted model, not a curated record. Gene Ontology annotation, biological process: negative regulation of smooth muscle cell differentiation. NCBI's taxonomy places the organism in Eukaryota, Metazoa, Chordata, Mammalia, Rodentia, Muridae. The transcript is spliced from 8 exons. Gene Ontology annotation, cellular component: cytoplasm.
CGGCGGAGCGCACCCGCCGGUCGCAGAGAAAAGCUGGAGGCGGCGGCCGCACGGGCUCCGCUCGGGCCCCGCUGCCUCCCGCACGCGCCCGGCUUCAUGUGACCCCCUCCCCCUCUGCCUCUCUCCUCAGCCCGCCGCGGCCGCCGCGCGCCUCCUCGCCAGCCCGCACUCUGCCCCGGGGGCGCACGGCCCGCCGCGCCGCUGCCCGCCUCGGGGGCCAGGGCGUCCGCUUCCCUCCCGCCUUCCCCCCUCAGCAUGAGCAGCCUGAAGCCGGACGUCGAGCUGGGCCCGGGCGCGGGCCCCGGCGGCCCCCUGGAGGAGGAGGUCCGGACACUGUUUGUCAGCGGCCUCCCUGUGGAUAUUAAACCUAGAGAACUCUACCUGCUCUUCCGGCCGUUCAAGGGCUAUGAAGGGUCCCUGAUCAAGCUCACCUCAAGACAGCCUGUUGGUUUUGUGAUAUUUGACAGCCGAGCAGGAGCAGAAGCAGCCAAAAAUGCGUUAAAUGGUAUUCGCUUUGAUCCAGAGAAUCCACAGACCCUGAGGCUAGAGUUUGCCAAAGCCAACACCAAGAUGGCCAAGAGCAAGCUAAUAGCAACACCAAAUCCCACCAGUGUUCAUCCUGCCCUAGGAGCACAUUUGAUUGCACGGGACCCUUAUGACCUGAUGGGGGCUGCUCUGAUCCCUGCAUCCCCAGAGGCCUGGGCCCCUUACCCUCUCUACACCACAGAGCUGACCCCAGCCAUUUCACAUACUACGUUCACCUACCCAGCUGCCACUGCUGCUGCUGCCGCCCUACAUGCUCAGGUCCGCUGGUACCCCUCCUCUGAUAACACUCAGCAAGGAUGGAAGUAUCGCCAGUUCUGUUAGCUCCUCAGUCUUGUCACCCUGGAGGAGGUCCUGGGCUGUGUGGGCCAAAACAGGGCUCUGCUCUCACUGCCACCUGAGGCCUGUGUGGAACUGCUGCUUCCUUCUAGAAACUGUGAAUCUGAAGCCUGACUCAGUGGAUGGCUCUUGUUUCCUUCAAGGCCUCCCAGGAGGAUCGGGAGGCCUUCUUACUGGGAUAGCUAAGCCCAGCUUGCAGGCCUCAUUGGGACCCAGCACAGCCUGACCUGCUCAAAGUUGUUUCUGUAGUUCCCCAUCAAGGAAAAGGGACAUUUAAUUUUGCAUGUUUAUGAAUUGUGACACUUAAACUUGUGCAUAUGUGUGCACAGUUUGUUCCCACACUGUUGGCAUAGCAACAGGUCUUGGCACUGGAGGCUUGUCAACCCUAGUCCCUCUCUCAACUCCUCACUCCUGCACCACCCUGCUUCAGGGGGGCCAUGUGGCCCAGGUCCUCACACACACACACUCACACUCACACACUUGCAGACUUCGUCCUCAUCCGGCAGCAGAUCCACAGCCUCCGACUUUCACUGUAAGUCAGAGUCCUGCAUUGUCCCCUUCUCCAGGCGACUGAUGAGUCUAAGAAGACUUCCUUGUGUUUCCGCCCCCAUGCACCGCACCCCGCCACUGCUCCUCAUUCUUCCUGAACCUCGAAACCAACCAAAACGUGAAAAGUAUUUUUGUACCCUAAGUAACAAAAUAUUUAUGGAUCAUAAAGGGUUUUUCAUGUGUUUACCAUUAAUUAUUGAAGAGACCUUGUUCAGCCUGUCAGAUGAGUUUAAUGUUUAGUUUGAAGCAUGAAGAAAAGGGUUUCCGUUCUUUAGCAGGCGGCCUUUAUGUCAGGCAUUGGCCCAAGAAGAAUGAGAUGAAGGAUGAAUUGUGCAAUUCUGUUUAAUUUUUACGAGCAUGUCCAUGCUUUACCUUUAACCUCGGCUCGGAUGUCUGGCCACUUUAGAUGUGGUCUGGAGGUGGCUGUUAUAAUUGCUGACCCUGUAAGAAUGUGAAACUGGAUCAUAAAUGAAAUGCAGAAUAAAAACCUGAAGUGAC